Molecule: messenger RNA, 1765 nt
Organism: Oryza brachyantha (malo sina)
Lineage: Eukaryota; Viridiplantae; Streptophyta; Magnoliopsida; Poales; Poaceae
Product: probable cation transporter HKT7
Exons: 3
Coding region: 36-1733 (565 amino acids)
Biological process (GO): monoatomic cation transport; transmembrane transport
Cellular component (GO): plasma membrane
Molecular function (GO): monoatomic cation transmembrane transporter activity
Source: RefSeq, a predicted model, not a curated record
UCGGGCUAGCCGGCUAGCUAUCGGCAGCCUGCCCAAUGGCCGCGGCUCAUGAGAAGCUCGGCGUCGUCGAGCUCCUGCACCGUCUUCGCCGGAGCACCGCGGCCAUGCUCCACGGUGCAAUGUCCCUCCUGUGCUCGCUCUCCAGGGCGUACGCGCAUCACCAGGUCAGGGAGCGCGUGGCGAGGUCGCGGCGUGCGCUCCGGUGCGGCGCCGGGCAGGCGUGGCGGAGCGCGGUCACCGCCCUCCCGCUGGCCGGCCCGCUCGCCGUGCACGUCGCCUACUUCCUUGCUAUAUCCUGCCUCGGGUACGGCCUCCUCGGGAAGCUCAAGGUGCGCGACCCCGGCAGGGCGCCCCGCGGCGUCGACCGCUUCUUCACCGCCGUGUCGGCCGCCACGGUGUCGAGCAUGUCCACCGUCGAGAUGGAGGUGUUCUCCAACGGACAGCUCGUCGUGCUCACCGUCCUGAUGUUCAUCGGCGGAGAGGUGUUCAUAUCGCUCGUAGAGCUUGCGUCCAAGUGGUCCAAGAUGAGGAGACAGCGCAUAUACAAAUCCCGGCGCGUCGAGAGCCACGGCGAGAUCGCGCUUCAGGCGCCGGCGAUCGCCGACGUCGAGAACCCAGCGUCGAUGAUCACGUCGACGACGACGACAGAGGACGCAACCGGCACUACGGACGCGAACACGCUGCGGCACAAUGCAGUGCGCGCGCUGUUCUACAUCGUGCUCGCCAUCCUCGUGGUGGUGCACGUGCUCGGCGCCGUCGCCGUCGCGGCCUACGUGUACGCGUCGCCGGGCGCGAGGCGGACACUGAGGGGCAAGUCACUGAACCUGUGGACCUUCGCGGUGUUCACGACGGUGUCGACGUUCUCGAACUGCGGGUUCAUGCCGACGAACGAGAACAUGGCGGUGUUCAAGCGCGACGCGCCGCUGCAGCUGCUGCUGGUGCCGCAGGCGCUGGUGGGCAACACGCUGUUCCCGCCGCUGCUGGCCGCGUGCGUGCGGGCGGCGGCGGCGGCGACGCGGCGGGAGGAGCUCCUGGAGCUGAUCAGGAAGGGCAGUGUGGUGGUGGCGGGUUACUACCACCUGCUGCCGGCGCGCCGGUGCUGGAUGCUGGCGGCGACGGUGACCGCGUUCCUCGCCGCGCAGGUGGCGCUGGUGUGCGGCAUGGAGUGGGGCGGCACGCUUCAGGGGAUGAGCCCGUGGGAGAAGGUGGUGAACGCGCUGUUCCUCGCCGUGAACUCCCGGCACACCGGCGAGUCCACCGUCGAUCUCUCCACCCUCGCGCCGGCCAUCCUCGUGCUCUUCGUGCUCAUGAUGUAUCUACCUCCAUACACGACGUGGUUUCCGUUUGAAGAGAAUUCCAAUGCUAAGGAUAAUACUGCAGAGAACCAGGGAAUCAGAUUGCUCAAGAGUACAGUUUUGUCACAACUCUCCUACCUGACCAUCUUUGUCAUUGCUAUCUGCAUCACCGAGAGGAGAAAGCUCAAAGAAGACCCACUCAAUUUCAACGUGCUAAGCAUUAUUGUCGAAGUCGUCAGUGCAUAUGGAAAUGUGGGGUUCUCAAUGGGCUACAGUUGCAGUAGACAGAUCAAUCCGGACCAUCUCUGCACAGAUAGAUGGACCGGCUUUGUUGGGAGGUGGAGUGACUCUGGCAAACUCAUAUUCAUUUUUGUAAUGUUCUUUGGGAGGCUCAAGAAGUUCAGCAUGGAAGGAGGCAAAGCCUGGAAACUUAGUUAGAUGCAAUGCCAGUUGUACAUUUGCAGGAACCU